GCAUGUGAAUGAGUGGCCUAGUAAAUUUUUCCCUAGAAGAUGCCUCACUUUCAAUUGCUUCUCUUCAUCAUCUGGCCAACAAUCUUCUUCUCUGCACCCGAGACUUCUAAUCAACUCCAUUUCUCCGAGUUUUCCAGCAUCUCAAACGACAUGAUCAUCACUGUUUUCUGUUCUGGGAAUCGACCUUGAACUUCUUUUCACCCUCAUUUGGGCUAUUUAAGAACAUAGCAACUUGAUUAUUUUAUAAACAGUUCAGUGAAUGGCCUUCUCGAUCAUGUCUGAGGAAGAUGAUCCUUACCCAUCUUGGGAUAAAACAAAAACACCUAUUCGUAUUUUCUUCAAGAAUGCAAGACAUGUUUUUAAGUUGGAUGAACUUGGUCGGGAAAUAGCGCAGAUUGCUUUGCCUGCUGCACUGGCUUUGGCGGCUGAUCCUGUAGCUUCUCUGGUUGACACGGCAUUCAUUGGCCAGAUAGGUUCUGUGGAGCUUGCCGCUGUUGGGGUUGCUAUUGCUUUAUUUAAUCAAGUUUCAAGAAUUGCGAUUUUUCCUCUUGUAAGUGUCACCACAUCUUUUGUUGCUGAGGAAGAUACUAUUGGAAGUGUUUCUAUUGAAGCAGAGGAUAAUAACGAUAUGGAGUCAGGUUUCUUUACAAAUGAUGAAAAAAGUUCGAUGAUCCCACAGAAUGGGAAAGGUGAAGAUGCACAUCAUUCAAGAAAACCAUUAGAAAAGAAAUUUGAAAAUAGUAAAGUUGAGAAUGGAAGAAGAUAUAUCCCAUCAGCCUCGUCGGCUUUGGUUAUUGGUGGUGUUCUUGGCCUCAUACAAGCCAUCUUCUUGAUUUCUGGGGCAAGACCUCUAUUAAACUUUAUGGGAGUGAAGUCUGAUUCACUGAUGAUGACUCCUGCACAGCAAUACUUGACACUGAGGUCACUCGGUGCCCCGGCAGUUCUUCUCUCCUUAGCCAUCCAAGGGGUCUUUCGUGGAUUUAAGGAUACUAAAACACCUCUAUAUGCAACUGUGGCAGGAGAUGCAACAAACAUUAUUCUAGAUCCAAUAUUCAUAUUCGUUUUUCGUUUAGGCGUUAGUGGUGCGGCCAUUGCACAUGUUAUAUCGCAAUAUCUAAUUGCACUGAUACUUUUUUGGAGAUUAAUGGGACAAGUUGAUCUCUUACCUCCUAGUAUCAAACAUCUGCAAUUUAGUCGGUUUCUGAAAAAUGGCUUUCUAUUAUUAAUGAGAGUCAUUGCUGUGACGUUCUGUGUGACGCUUGCUGCAUCAUUGUCUGCUCGUCAGGGAUCGACUUCAAUGGCUGCAUUUCAGGUCUGUUUGCAGGUUUGGUUGACAACGUCUUUGCUGGCUGAUGGACUGGCUGUUGCUGGGCAGGCGAUACUAGCCACUGCCUUUGCUCAAAACGACCAUGAUAAGGCAACAGCUGCAGCAUCGCGAGUAUUACAGCUAGGUUUGUUUCUCGGACUGAUGCUUGCAGUCUUCCUUGGAGUCGGAAUGACUUUUGGAGCAAGGUUAUUUACAAGUGACGUCGACGUCCUCCGCCUUAUUGGCAUAGGAAUACCAUUUGUUGCUGCAACUCAACCAAUCAACGCCUUGGCAUUUGUUUUUGAUGGCAUCAACUUUGGAGCCUCUGAUUUUGCAUACUCAGCUUGCUCCAUGGUUCUGGUGGCAAUUAUCAGCAUUUUCUGUUUGUUCAUUCUUUCCUCAACUCAAGGAUUUAUCGGUAUCUGGGUCGCCUUAACCAUCUACAUGAGCCUACGAACACUAGCUGGAUUUGGGAGGAUAGGCACUGGAACAGGCCCUUGGUAUUUCCUUCGGAUCUAGGUUCGAGUUUUUCGAGUUGUUCAUAUACAUCGAUAAGCUGUUUGGUGAUGUUUCUUUUACAAAAUUCUCCAUUAAUCUCCAAGAAAGUACAUUUCAUAUCAUUGUAUGUACAGUAAAGAAAGGCAGCAUGUAUACAAGAAGAAAAUAGAAGAUGUAUUGAGUGUUUUGUAGCUUGUAAAUGACAAUGUUGAGAAUAAGAUCAUCAGUGUAACAACAAUAAAUAUAGUUUCCAAUUUUAUGUUAAAAUUGUUAUAUUGAAUCCUUUUACUUUGAAAUUAUUAUUUCAAGGGUCUUGUAAGCAUGAGGAGCUGUUUGUAAAUGUUAUAUUUUAUUAUUCUUGAAUGAAUAAUAAUAUUUAUUAAA
Cucumis sativus (cucumber) is the source of this 2188-nucleotide messenger RNA. RefSeq names its product protein DETOXIFICATION 42. Bases 260 to 1825 code for a protein of 521 amino acids. Gene Ontology annotation, molecular function: xenobiotic transmembrane transporter activity; antiporter activity. The record is from RefSeq and is a predicted model, not a curated record. Gene Ontology annotation, biological process: transmembrane transport. NCBI's taxonomy places the organism in Eukaryota, Viridiplantae, Streptophyta, Magnoliopsida, Cucurbitales, Cucurbitaceae. The transcript has 14 exons. Gene Ontology annotation, cellular component: membrane.